UAGACAUAGUAUUUUAAUAUCUGCUAUAUUUUUCAUUAUUGUCUGAAUUUCUUUUUAAAUUAUUAACAAAUACGAAAUGACUACUAUUGUCAUCAUAAAAUAAAGUUCUUUUUUUCAAAAUUUUCCAACGAUAAAAUAAAAGGAUGAUGCACCCUAUCGUGUUAAGAACAAUUGGAAAUUUCAAACUUAGAAAUCUGUUAGCAGUGUUGCAACAGCAUUGUUUUACCCUGGACCGCUUCAAUUAUCAUUUACGGAAUUGCCAAUUAAUAUUAUCAGUCGUAAAAUCACUGAUACGUUUUCACAUCGGCACAUUUACAAAUCCAUCUACUAUAAUCUAUCUGCAUCCAUCAUGCUAUCCAAUUUUGGAAAACUUCAAAAUUAAAACGAACGCGCAGAAAUUUUGCAAAAAGCAAAAACAUAGAACAUAUGUGGAUUGAUCAGAGAAAAUUCUUUACUAAUUGGGGAUACUUGUGAAAAAUGCAGGUACAAAUUAAUGGUACAAGUAUUCUACACAAAUGACCUUGUUUGUUUCAAAUGACAGAUCUGCUGAUCUUCGAACAAUUUGGAAAUCGUGUUUUCCAGACUAUCCAAGAUAGCCAUAUCUUGUGUGGUACUGUCCGCUUAAAAUUUAAACUACUACAGCUUUAGGACUGACAGGGAGCGCUACUCGAUUGACGACAGAAUCACACAGAUUUUUCGACACGAUUCGAAAGGAUAGACUAUGAAGCUGGCAAAAAUAUUUCUAGAAAUGCUAUUGGCAAUUGGUUUAGGGCUUGAUCCUACUUUUGUUUAUUGUAUCUUUGUGCAAUAAAUCAGAAGAAAGUAAGCAAGAGUUUAUCUCGUACGGUGACAGCCUAACCCCAACCUAACCCCUCUCUAUAUUAUAAUAUUAAUAUUUAUUAUAUUUAUAGUUGCUACAUAAUGAUAUUAAAAAAUAUUUCCAUAGACAAAGUCGCUAAAAUCGCCAUCCAAAGCAUGCUGGACCUCCUUCGCAAAAAUAGAUCUAGCUGCUACCAAUCAAUUAUCAGUAGCAUCUCUAAAACAUUCUUCUUCCUUCGAACCGUGUCAAGAAAUUCACCAAAAUUCCAUCAUCAAUCGAAUGGCUUGCCAGUGGAAAAUCUUGAACGACGAAGAAUUUCAAGUUUAUGGCCACUGGCGGAGGGUAAUGGACAAUUCUCAAUGAAGAUUUGGCUCAUUGACUAAUUAAAUUAGCUUUACACACGGUUAACGACCUCUGAUGGCCUGUGGAUCGACUAAAUUUAUCUCUGCGGCACUUUCAUCAGCUCCCCCUCCCACCAUCUAUCCACAACAAGUUGACACAUGACCUUGUAUGCAGCUAUAUGGUUCCAUUGACUCGCAUAUAUCACGUUUCUCAAACGGGUAUCGCAUUGUUGUCGAGUAUAAUGGGUUCAUUCGACUCCAAAGAAUUUCUCGCUAUCCGUUCGCCUCAUAAUAAAUCGUAAAUGUUAUUCGUUGUAAUAGCAGAUGCACUUGCUUUCCAGUUGGUAGAAUUGUUUGAAAAAUUGAAAUUUCUUUGUGUGGUUGUUUUCGAUCUCGUUCGACCGAUUUGGUCAGUUAUUUUAAGAGAUAUGAGGAUAAAGAGAGCUGAUGGAAAAAUUGGAGAAAUUCUAGCGCACGUGAAAUGUGAUAACAUUGUUCGCGUGUCUUUCAAAACACGGUACAUAGGUGCCGUUUUAUCCAUCAACCGAUAGCCUGGUAAUCGACGGUGUUAGGUCGCCUUGUAUUCUCGUGGAUGUGGCUGGUCAUGGCCAGUGUAGCGUGAUCCAGCAUUGUCUGCACAUCUGUCAGUCAAAAUGAGGAAACGAAACGGAAUGCCACCGUACCGAGUCUGGGGUUCCACAGAGGAUAGGACCAUCGACUUCGAAUCCUUGACGAACGAAACUCUGGAAGGAGCUCUGGAUGUCAUGAGAAAGAGCUUCUUUGUCUACGAGAGCGUAUCCAGAGGUGUAGACCUACUCUCGGAACCUGGCGCAUCAGAGGAACUCGAGAACCUUUGCCUGGAUGCUGCCAAGGAUGGCGUCAGUGUAGUGGCUGUGGACAUACACAGUGGAGAAGUUAUUGGAGUGGCUUUUAACAAGCUGCAGGUCCUUAACGGUUCAUCAGACAAGAGCGCUUUCGAGGUAUUCAGUGAAAACUGCAAGUACAAGUCGUCGAAAGCUCUAGUGGACUUCAUGAUCAACAUAGACGCUAAGAUGAAUUUAUUCAAGCACUAUAACACCGACUGUAUUUUUGAAAUAAUGUUCUUGGCUACCUUGCCGAAUAAUCAGAAGCGUAGGAUAGGGGAACUAUUGGUAUCUACAUCCAUAGAAGUUGCAAAGGAGUUGAAAAAGGGAAAGGCAGUGAAGACACCAGUUACGAUAAAUGGCGACAACACGAUACAGAAUCUGGAAGCAGUGCCUAACCUAGUGUCUGCGAUCAUGACAUCAAACUAUUCACAAAAGAUUUCAGCAAAGUGUGGAUUCGAGAGCCUGGUGUCAACCAACUACAAAGAGUUCCAGUUUAAUGGGAAAUCUUUCAACGAGAGGAUAGGAAACGAACAUUUGAACUGUCUCCUAGUGGCUAAAAGACUAUUUUAGGCUGAAUGUAACUAGUUAGGACACUAAUUUAUUAUUGGACUGCGGAUUUCUAUGAAUUUAUGGCAGAUCGAAAGAUGCGAGGGUGUAUAUAAUGUGCAAGAAUAUAUAAUAUAAUAAUAUGUUAAUAUUGUUAUACUGUUAGACGAUACAAAUCUUUGUGUAAAUUCUAUUAUUUUUUUUAUAAAAAUAUCAAUUUAUAUGAAUAUCCAUAAUCUACUUAUUAAGAAGGAAUUUGAUAAGAAGGAUACUGAUAGGUUUAUCUUUAGAGAUACAACAGAAAAUACAUAUUUUCUUGCAUAAAAUUGUACAAUACGAAGAAAAUUGGCUCAGUGUCUAUAUAUACUUCCACGACCUUGCGUUAUUAAGUUAAUCUGAUUGUUGUAAUCGAGUUUAGAGUGCUUGCACGCGAUAAGGUAGCACAUGUAUAGUGUGUCAGUAGAUAAUUUACUAAUCAGUGAAGAGUACUAGUUAAAAAUAUUUUCUUACACACGUUAUGUCUUAUUCCGUCAAAACAUACAGGGGAAACAAGUAUUGUUCAAGUAUUAUUAUGUCAAGGGGUCUUUUGCAAUAAACAAAUUAUUCUUUAA
Messenger RNA from Bombus huntii, 3184 nucleotides. RefSeq lists its product as uncharacterized. Gene Ontology annotation, molecular function: N-acetyltransferase activity. The coding region runs from base 1815 to 2597 and encodes 260 amino acids. NCBI's taxonomy places the organism in Eukaryota, Metazoa, Arthropoda, Insecta, Hymenoptera, Apidae. The record is from RefSeq and is a predicted model, not a curated record. The transcript is spliced from 3 exons.